AUGGCAUCGACCUACGAUGUCGGGACGAGAGCGUGGCAGCCCGACCCUGCCUUGGGCUGGAUAGCCUCGGAGCUCGUCAACAAAACAGUCGAAGGCACCAAGGUCAAACUCGUCUUCAAGCUCGAAAAUGGCGACAGCAAGACAAUCGAGGUGCCUGCCGAGGCGCUGCAGUCUGGGUCCGAUGCUUCCUUGCCGCCAUUGAUGAAUCCCACCAUGCUAGAAGCCAGCGAUGAUCUUACGAAUCUGUCCCAUCUCAACGAGCCUGCAGUUCUACAGGCCAUCCGGUUGCGCUAUCUACAGAAAGAAAUCUACACCUACAGCGGCAUCGUCCUCAUCGCCACGAAUCCAUUCGCUCGAGUCGACUCCCUCUACGUUCCGGGCAUGGUACAGGUCUACGCGGGAAAGCAGAGGGCCACGCAGGCUCCGCACCUGUUUGCCAUUGCUGAAGAAGCUUUCAUGGACAUGAUUCGAGACAGCAAGAACCAGACCAUUGUUGUGUCCGGAGAGUCCGGAGCUGGCAAGACCGUCAGUGCCAAGUACAUUAUGCGGUAUUUCGCCACCAGAGAAUCCCCGGACAACCUUGGAGCCCGCAUCAAGCGAGGUCCCGAGGCCAUGAGCGAGACUGAGGAGCAAAUCCUGGCCACCAACCCCAUCAUGGAGGCGUUCGGCAACGCCAAGACCACGCGCAAUGAUAACUCGUCCAGAUUCGGCAAGUACAUCGAAAUCAUGUUUGACAAGAAGACCAACAUCAUCGGUGCCAAGAUUCGCACAUAUCUGCUGGAGCGGUCACGCCUCGUAUUCCAACCGCUCAAGGAACGCAACUACCACAUCUUCUACCAGCUCGUGGCCGGCGCCUCUGACGAGCAGCGGCAAGAGCUCGAUAUCCUACGCGUUGAGCAAUUUGAGUACUUGAACCAGGGAGACUGCCCUACCAUUGACGGUGUGGACGACAAGGCCGAGUUCGAGUCGACCAAAAAGUCUCUCCAGACAAUUGGUGUAUCAGGGGCCAAGCAGGCUGACAUCUUCAAGAUCCUGGCCGGCCUGCUGCAUCUGGGCAACGUCAAGAUCACUGCCUCGCGCAACGAUAGCGUGCUUGCCCCGACCGAGCCAUCGCUCGAGCGGGCCUGCAGCAUUCUCGGCGUGGACGCAGCCGAGUUCGCAAAGUGGAUUGUUAAGAAACAACUAGUCACUCGGGGCGAAAAGAUUACGUCGAACCUGAGCCAGGCUCAGGCUGUUGUCGUGCGCGACUCGGUGGCCAAGUUCAUAUAUUCGAGCUUGUUCGACUGGCUAGUCGACGUCAUCAACCACAGUCUGGCAACCGAGGAUGUCUUGAACCGUGUCUCGUCGUUUAUCGGCGUCUUGGAUAUCUACGGCUUCGAGCAUUUCGCCAAAAACUCCUUCGAGCAGUUCUGCAUCAACUACGCCAACGAGAAGCUGCAGCAAGAGUUCAACCAACACGUUUUUAAGCUCGAGCAAGAAGAGUACUUGAAGGAGCAGAUCGACUGGACGUUUAUCGACUUUUCGGACAAUCAGCCGUGCAUUGAUCUCAUUGAAGGCAAGAUGGGCAUCCUGUCUCUGCUCGACGAAGAGUCCCGGCUUCCCAUGGGCUCGGACGAACAGUUCGUAACGAAGCUGCACGGCAACUUUGGCUCCGACAAGCAGCACAAGUUUUUCAAGAAGCCCAGGUUUGGGAAAUCGGCCUUCACCGUCUGUCACUAUGCCAUCGACGUCACGUACGAGUCCGAGGGCUUCAUCGAAAAGAACAGAGACACCGUUCCCGACGAGCACAUGGCAAUCCUGCGGGCCACGACCAACUCUUUCCUCAAGCAAGUCCUCGAAGCAGCGUCGGCUGUGAGAGAAAAGGAUGUCGCCUCGGCCUCGUCGAACGCUGUAAAGCCCGCUGGCGGGAGGAAGAUUGGCGUGGCCGUCAACAGGAAGCCCACGCUCGGCGGCAUCUUUCGAUCGUCGCUGAUUGAGCUCAUGAACACAAUCAACAACACGGAUGUCCACUAUAUCCGAUGCAUCAAGCCCAACGAGGCCAAGGAGGCCUGGCGGUUCGAGGGCCCCAUGGUUCUCAGCCAACUGCGCGCCUGCGGUGUUCUGGAGACCGUUCGCAUCAGCUGCGCCGGGUACCCAACACGAUGGACCUAUGAGGAAUUUGCGCUUCGAUACUACAUGCUCGUCCAUUCGGGCCAGUGGACUUCUGAGAUUCGCCAAAUGGCCAACGCCAUUCUGACAAAGGCACUGGGCACGAGCACGGGCAAGGGCCUUGACAAAUACCAGCUCGGCCUGACCAAGAUCUUCUUCCGAGCUGGCAUGCUUGCGUUCUUGGAGAACCUCCGCACAAGUCGCCUCAACGGCUGCGCGAUUCUCAUCCAGAAGAACCUGAGGGCCAAGUUCUACCGACGCCGUUACCUGGCCGCUCGCGAGUCCGUCGUCCGCACCCAGUCCGUUGUCAGAGCUUAUAUGGCAAGGAAGCGGGCCCAGGGCUUGCGCACCAUCAAAGCCGCCACCACUAUUCAGCGGGUCUGGCGCGGCCAGAAGCAGCGCAAGAACUUCCUUGCCAUCAGGCAAAAGAUGGUCUUGUUUGAGUCGGCCGCCAAAGGUUAUCUGCGUCGAAAGCAGAUCAUGGAGACCCGGGUGGGCAACGCCGCGCUCGUCAUUCAGAGAGCGUGGCGAUCUCGGCGACAGUUGCGGUCCUGGAGGCAAUAUCGCCGGAAGGUCACCCUGGUCCAGAGCUUGUGGCGCGGUAAGAGUGCUCGGCAAGAGUACAAGGGGAUGCGUGAAGAGGCCCGUGACUUGAAACAAAUAUCAUACAAGCUCGAGAACAAGGUGGUCGAGCUCACUCAAUCCCUCGGCUCGAUGAAGGAGAAGAACAAAAACCUUGCGUCGCAGGUGGAGAACUAUGAGGGCCAAAUCAAGUCGUGGAAGAACCGCCACAAUGCGCUCGAGGCGCGAACCAAGGAACUGCAGACAGAAGCCAACCAGGCGGGCAUUGCGGUGGCCAAGCUGCAAGCCAUGGAGGAUGAGAUGAAGAAGCUCCAGGCGGCCUUUGACGAGUCGACGGCCAACAUCAAGCGGAUGCAGGAGGAAGAAAGGGAACUCCGCGAGUCCCUCCGGCUGAGCAACCACGAGCUGGAGACGACGAAGCAGACCAACAGUGACCGCGAAAAGGAUAAUCUCAGUCUUCGACAGGAGCUCGAAGCUCUCCGGGACGCCUUGGAGGUGGCGAAGCGAAGCGCGCCAAUUAACGGGGAGCUUACCAAUGGGGCGUCUACGCCUGCAGUGGCCACUGGCUUGAUCAACCUGGUGUCGUCAAAGAAACCCAAGCGCAGGAGCGCCGGAGCGGAGCCACGGGACCUCGAUCGCUUCAGCGCAGCAUACAACCCACGGCCCGUCUCCAUGGCUGUGACCAGCACGGCUCAUCGGCAGAAUCUGUCGGGCACGACAUUUAUCCCCGGGGUCGAUAACAUCGAGAUGGAGCUCGAGGGUCUUCUCGCCGACGAGGAUGGUCUCAACGAGGAGGUGACGAUGGGCCUGAUCCGCAAUCUCAAGAUCCCGUCGCCAAACACGACACCCCCUCCUUCAGACAAGGAAGUCCUGUUCCCGUCGUACCUAAUUAACCUAGUAACCUCUGAGAUGUGGAACAACGGCUUCGUGAAGGAAUCGGAGCGCUUCCUGGCCAACGUGAUGCAGUCGAUCCAGCAGGAGGUAAUGCAGCACGACGGUGACGAGGCAAUCAACCCCGGCGCGUUCUGGUUAUCCAAUGUGCACGAGAUGCUGUCCUUUGUCUUCCUGGCCGAGGACUGGUACGAGACGCAAAAGACGGACAACUACGAGUACGACCGGCUACUGGAAAUUGUCAAACAUGACCUCGAGAGCCUCGAGUUCAACAUUUACCACACCUGGAUGAAGGUGCUCAAGAAGAAGCUACACAAGAUGAUCAUCCCAGCCAUCAUCGAGUCGCAGUCGCUGCCGGGCUUCAUCACCAAUGAGAGCAACCGGUUCUUGGGCAAGUUGCUGCAGUCGAACUCGGCGCCAGCCUACAGCAUGGACAACCUGCUCAGCCUCCUCAACAGCGUCUUCCGGGCGAUGAAGGCAUUCUACCUCGAGGACUCGAUUAUCACGCAGACUGUGACUGAACUCCUGCGGCUUGUGGGCGUGACGGCUUUCAACGACUUGCUGAUGCGACGCAACUUUUUGUCGUGGAAGCGAGGUCUGCAGAUCAACUACAACAUCACGCGCAUCGAGGAAUGGUGCAAGAGCCAUGACAUGCCCGAAGGUACCCUUCAGCUGGAGCAUCUGAUGCAGGCGACGAAGCUGCUGCAGCUCAAGAAGGCAACGUUGAAUGACAUUGAGAUCAUUCAGGACAUUUGCUGGAUGCUCUCGCCGAACCAGAUCCAGAAGCUGCUGAACCAGUACCUGGUGGCUGACUACGAGCAGCCAAUCAAUGGCGAGAUUAUGAAGGCAGUAGCCUCGCGGGUUACGGAGAAGAGCGACGUGCUGCUCCUCCAGGCAGUCGACAUGGAUGACAGCGGGCCGUACGAGAUUGCCGAGCCGCGGUCCAUCACGGCGCUCGAGACGUACACACCUUCAUGGCUGCAAACGCCGCGCUUGAAGCGGUUGGCGGAGAUUGUUUCGGCGCAGGCCAUUGCGCAGCAAGAGAAGCUUGAAUAUGCGGAUGGCGAGGGCUUUGACGGGCAAGAAACCUUGGCCGAGGCGGACGAGACGAAUGCCGAAGGGGCAGCAGCGGAGCUGUGA
This is a messenger RNA of Hirsutella rhossiliensis, 4761 nucleotides long. Its product is annotated as myosin head (motor domain) domain-containing protein. Gene Ontology annotation, cellular component: actin cytoskeleton; cytoplasm; myosin complex. The record is from RefSeq and is a predicted model, not a curated record. The transcript is spliced from 5 exons. Bases 1 to 4761 code for a protein of 1586 amino acids. Gene Ontology annotation, molecular function: ATP binding; microfilament motor activity; actin filament binding. NCBI's taxonomy places the organism in Eukaryota, Fungi, Ascomycota, Sordariomycetes, Hypocreales, Ophiocordycipitaceae. Gene Ontology annotation, biological process: vesicle transport along actin filament; actin filament organization.